Molecule: messenger RNA, 576 nt
Organism: Strongylus vulgaris
Lineage: Eukaryota; Metazoa; Nematoda; Chromadorea; Rhabditida; Strongylidae
Source: the annotation of a GenBank genome assembly
AUGGUUGAACCGGCGGGAGGACGGAUUAUAAUAGAUGGAAUUGAUAUUGCUCAGCUGGGACUUCACGACUUGCGCAGCCAUUUGACUAUCAUUCCACAGGAUCCAGUACUCUUCUCUGGGAGCUUGCGCUUCAACUUGGAUCCAUUCCAAAGUCAUAGCGACACUGAAAUCUGGCAUGCAUUAGAAUUGGCGAAUCUGAAACCUUUCGCGCAGGCGCAACCAUCGAAGUUAGAUCAUGAAAUCACCGAAGGAGGAGAAAACAUAAGUGUUGGGCAACGGCAACUGGUAUGUCUAGCGCGUGCAUUGCUACGGAAAACACGGGUUCUUAUCCUAGACGAGGCUACUGCUGCUGUAGAUAUGGUUACAGAUUCUCUCAUCCAACGCACCAUACGGAGGGAAUUCUCACAGAGCACUGUUCUUACAAUAGCUCAUCGACUUAACACUAUCAUGGACUAUGACAGGAUCAUAGUACUGCAUGAUGGCCGAAUAUGCGAGUUCGAUAGCCCAUCUAGAUUACUCAACAACAAGAUGUCUGAAUUUUACUCAAUGGCCAAAAAAGCAGGAAUUGUACAGUAA